Periconia digitata is the source of this 907-nucleotide messenger RNA. NCBI's taxonomy places the organism in Eukaryota, Fungi, Ascomycota, Dothideomycetes, Pleosporales, Periconiaceae. The record is from the annotation of a GenBank genome assembly.
UGCGCAAGUUCGAGCGCAGAGCAAUCCCUACCGCUUCAACAUCCCAACUCGUAUUGCUCGCGUCUCAUCUCUAGACACAUUGUCGGCAAUUCAACGUCAUUCUUCGUCUUUCGACAUACGCUAUUGCACCAACGGAUCCGACCAUCUUAUCCUAAGCGAGCUCAGCCAGGAGGCCAAAGAAGAAACAUAUAAACCUGCCCACCAACCCUCCCUCCAAGCUCUUUUCUUCACAGCAAACCACAAUCACUAUUCUUUAACAUCAACAAACUUCUUUUCAAAGAACCAACUCUUUUCGAAAUGGCACCUACCACUCAACAGCCCUGGAAGUCCGUCUGGCCCCCAGCUCAGGUCGUCGACCAGGCCAACAACAUCCCCCAGGGCCUCUCCUCCGAGGAAGUCACCAACCAGCGCGCCUUCGGCUCCCACGCCUCCAACACCAAGGGCCGCAUCGUUCGCUUGAACUGUAAGUUCAUCUUUUCCCACAAGCGUGGAAAAUGACACCAGACAGAGCUGACUAUGAGUGAAGAAGCGUGUGAUUGAAUGGGUCCACUGGGGAGAUUGAUGGAUAGAUGUAUGUAGUUAGUUAUAGAAGGCAAGGGUAUUACCAUUCUCAGGAGUCGUGUAAUCGACAAGACCUAUCCUUCUUGAUACAGACGAAUAUACCACCUGUCAAUCUGAAUACUCCUUCAAGUUGUUCGUGAUUGCGUUGUCCCUUUUGCUCUCCGCUGCUAGGCAGUGCCUUGAUAUCGCGUCGCCCGGCCAAUGCUUCGCGAUAUCUGCUCAAGGCCUCACCCAAGAUAGACACGUUUCACUCCAAACCAGCGAUACGUCUAGUUUCCUUUGGCCAAAGGCUAUCUCUUUAGUGGAUCACAUUGUGGAGCGAUCACAUGUUAAAGAUUGUGGCCAU